UCUUUAACAAAUAUUUGACUUUGUUCAAAAACACUCACUCUGACAGAGUAGUUUCCGCUGCUGUGAGUGAGUGAAAUAAAAAGUAGAGAUGGCCAGCAGUUACAGACUCCUAGUGAAAAAUGCUCAGCAGGUGGUUUUAAUCUGCAGCGGCGGACAGAAAUAUCUGACCGGACACGAGCUACAGAGUCUGAGUGUGAUUGAAAACGGCAGCGUCGUCAUCGGAGGUGAUGGGCUGAUCAAAGCUGUGGGACCUGCAGAAACCAUCGCAGCUCGGUUUUCCGAGGCGACGUUCGACAAAGUCAUCGACGCGUCGGGAAUGUGCGUCCUGCCCGGUUUGGUCGACGCCCACACUCAUCCAGUCUGGGCUGGAGACAGAGUGCACGAGUUUGCAAUGAAGCUGGCAGGAGCCUCCUACAUGGACGUCCACCGCGCCGGCGGCGGCAUCCACUUCACCGUGGAGCACACCCGAGCAGCGGCGGCCUCCGACCUCCUGACCUCUCUGAGGAGCCGGCUGGUGCGGAUGCAGCGGGCGGGGACGACGCUGGUGGAGUGCAAGAGCGGCUACGGCCUGGAGCUGCACGCCGAGCUCAAGAUGCUGCUGGUGAUCGAGGAGGCCGGACGCAGUCUGCCCAUCAACAUCUCCUCCACCUUCUGUGGAGCACACGCGGUGCCCAGAGGGAAGACGGAGGCAGAAGCUACAGAGGACGUCCUGCAGGUGCAGCUGCCGCUGCUGAAGGAGCAAAUGUCCGCCGGGAACCUGAAGGUGGACAACAUCGACGUGUUCUGUGAGCGCGGCGUGUUCGACGUGGCGUCCACUCGCUCCAUCCUGCGGGCGGGGAAAGACAUGGGCCUCAACAUCAACUUCCACGGCGACGAGCUUCACCCGAUGAACGCCGCGCAGUUGGGAGCAGAGCUUGGAGCUUUAGCCGUCAGUCACCUGGAGGAAGUGAGCGACGAAGGAAUCGCUGCCAUGGCCGAAGCAAAGACCGCCGCAGUUCUUUUGCCCACGACGGCCUACAUCCUCAGGCUGCCUCAGCCUCGGGCCAGAGACAUGUUGGAGGCCGGAGUGAUCGUCGCCCUCGGCAGCGACUUCAACCCCAACGCUUACUGCUGCUCCAUGCCGAUCGUGAUGCACCUGGCCUGUGUCAACAUGAAGAUGUCCAUGACUGAAGCUCUGGCCGCCGCCACCAUCAACGCCGCCUACGCCCUCGGCCGCUCGCACACACACGGCUCGCUGGAGGUCGACAAACACGGCGACCUGCUGCUCCUCAACGCCACGCGGUGGGAACAUCUCAUCUACCAGCUGGGUGGACACCAGGAGCUCGUCCGCUACGUCGUCGUCAUGGGCAACGUCGUCUACGACAACGACAAGACUCUGGACUUGUAAUCGCACGCACGUGAAAGUCCUGCUGACUUGUUUUUUUAAAUCAGAGAAGGUAAAAAAAAAAAAUGUAUCAACACAGAGAUGAUUCCCGUCCCAGUCCCUACACGAAUAUGUAUUUAUGUCUUAAAGACUCAAAGGGAAACAUGACUUUAAUUAAAAUGACAGGAAGUAGCCGCACAGAACCAAAACAGUGAAUUAAGUUUUUAUCCUGAGCUGAACUGAGCAGCUGUUGACUGUGAUGUAUGUUUUAAACACUUCAAAAACAGGGUUAGCAUGUACUGUGUUUUAAACUGAGGUCAAUGAAUCUGAGUUACUGUAUCGACAGAGUUCACCAACGUUGAUGUUUUUCAUAUUAAAGUAAAAUAAAAUAAAUUCUCUUGAAUUCCA
Molecule: messenger RNA, 1771 nt
Organism: Solea solea (common sole)
Lineage: Eukaryota; Metazoa; Chordata; Actinopteri; Pleuronectiformes; Soleidae
Gene: amdhd1
Product: amidohydrolase domain containing 1
Exons: 9
Coding region: 89-1387 (432 amino acids)
Cellular component (GO): cytoplasm
Molecular function (GO): imidazolonepropionase activity
Source: RefSeq, a predicted model, not a curated record